This is a messenger RNA of Sinocyclocheilus anshuiensis, 3824 nucleotides long. RefSeq names its product polypeptide N-acetylgalactosaminyltransferase 5-like. The record is from RefSeq and is a predicted model, not a curated record. Gene Ontology annotation, biological process: protein O-linked glycosylation. Gene Ontology annotation, molecular function: polypeptide N-acetylgalactosaminyltransferase activity. The coding region runs from base 855 to 3176 and encodes 773 amino acids. Gene Ontology annotation, cellular component: Golgi apparatus. The transcript is spliced from 10 exons. NCBI's taxonomy places the organism in Eukaryota, Metazoa, Chordata, Actinopteri, Cypriniformes, Cyprinidae.
AGUGUGGGUACGUGUAAAACAGGGCAGGUCUGAUGUACAAAACGCCAGCAGGAACUACGGAUUUAAAGUAGGAUGUCUAAAACCCAGUGGAAGACAUGAACACAAUUGUGUGUAUGUGCUCAGAACAAGUAUCACCGGAGAACUGUCGAGGUGAAUCUUUCAGAAUGAAGAAAACAUUCGAGAGGACCGGAGCAGCACGUGUGUGAUGACAAACUUUGCGACGCCGAUCUCACGAGGAACUUUAACGCGACUGUUUCAGAAAGUCAUUUGAAUCGAACGCUCUAAUAUUGUGGGUCUAAUAUGCCUUUGAGUGUAAAACCGCGGAAGUUUGCCUGGACAGCAGAGUUUAGUUUAGUCGAAAUGUUGCCACGCAGUCGUUUUUGAGUUCGGAAUGCCCUUCUGUGGAUACAUUCACACACUCCGUGUUUUGCAUUGACAGCAUUCACUAACAAGUUUGUGUGCACUCAAAUUGUUUAUUUACAGCAGUCGCGAGGGGAAUUAACACCGUCUGUAAGUCCAGGUAAUUCACAAUCAAAUCCCGUUUUUAUUAUCGCGAUAGCUUAAUAACUCCUGUAACCACAGCGACAGAGUGGUUUCAUUUUAGUUCUGCUGUUCAUUUCGUGCAAUUUUCGUGGGUUCUCUACUAUGUUGUUCAAAUCUGAUUCCAUUCUAAACCGCUGCGUUUGUUCCUUCUUGGCCAACAUAUUUAACAGAAACCAUAACUCUGUUUCUAAUUUGUUUGCGACUUCUUCAUUUCAGGUAGUCACCUCAGUUUUAGAAUGUGGAAUCCCUCUUUCAGUACUGAACUGAGCGUGAACUGAAAAGACUUGGAAAGACUUUAUAGCAUUAAAAUAAUGAGGUUUAGGAAGUAUUUAAGAGGCAGUGGGAGGGUCUUGGCUUUUGUGUUUAUCGCAUCUGUAAUCUGGCUCCUUUUUGACAUCGCAGCACUGCGGAUAUCCAUCGAUGAAGCGAAUCAGGAUCUCAAAGACAGAGAGAUUGUACUAAAACAGGGAAGAAGGAACGACAAUGUAGAGGAUGUGCUCAAACAUCCACUGCAAAAAGUAAACAUAGACAAGAGGGAUUUUUUUAAAAAUAGCAACCGGUUUGAAAGGAAAGUUGAUCAGGUUUACAGAACGUGGCCAAAGGCGAGACCAGAAAAUCAAAGCAAAGUGAAUCUAAUUGUGAACUCAAAUGUGAACGGAACAAUUAUUAGCAUCCCUGAAAAGAUAAAUGAGACAAAAACUGUUAUUUAUGGCAAAGUGAGCAAUAUAACUGCAAACAUAAACAAAAUAAAAGCUGCUGUUAAUGGACAGACGGAAGCAAAUCUGCAUGUUAAGGCACAUUUACUUACUAAAGCACUGCCUGCUGUCCAGGAGAAACCGCAUCCUUCUGUGCUCAAAGAAAAGAGUGUGAAAAAAGUACAUCACAUUAAUGACACACUAGCGAUGUCGCAAAAUGAAGUACAUGUAGAUGUUGGUUUACAAAAGAACUUGAGUAAUGAAUUGCUGAAACCAGCAGAGAGUGAUAAACCGAAGAACAUUCUUGACCAUACACUGAAGGACCCAGCAGAGGAGGCAUUACGAGUACUGCACUCUACAAGUGUGCAGGUGAGGAGGUCAGGAGGGCAUCAUAAGGUUAUGGCCCUAGAUGUGACAGACAGGCCCAGAGAUCCCAGGGCUGUGGGACAGUUUGGACAGCCUGCAAGUGUUCCAAGAGAUAAAGAACUGGAGAGUCGAAGACGCUGGAGUGAAGGAUUUUUUAAUGUAUUCCUGAGUGAACAGAUACCAAUAGACAGAGCCAUCCCAGACACCAGACCUCGAAUAUGUUCAGAAAACCUUGUGCAUGAUGACCUGCCCAGUACCAGUGUGAUCUUCUGUUUUGUGGAUGAGGUUUGGUCCACUCUGCUGCGCUCGGUGCACAGUGUGCUCAACAGGUCUCCUCCACACCUGCUGAAAGAGAUCAUUCUGGUGGAUGACUGCAGCACCAAAGACUACCUGAAGGAACAGUUGGAUGUUUAUAUGUCUCAGUUCCCUAAAGUACGAAUCAUCCGUCUGAAAGAGAGACAAGGCCUAAUCAGAGCCAGGAUAGCAGGGGCCUCUGCUGCUACAGGUGAAGUGUUGACAUUCCUGGAUUCUCACGUUGAGUGUAAUGUGGGGUGGCUGGAGCCACUGUUAGAAAGAAUUUACCUGGACCGCAAAAAAGUGGUCUGUCCUGUUAUUGAGGUCAUCAGUGAUAAGGACAUGAGUUACAUGCUUGUUGAUAACUUCCAAAGAGGCAUUUUCAGAUGGCCGCUGGUGUUUGGCUGGAGUGCGCUACCUCAGGAAUAUAUUAGAAAGAACCAGGUCAAGGAUUCAGACCCCAUCAGGUGUCCUGUUAUGGCAGGGGGUCUUUUCUCUAUGGACAAGAGCUAUUUCUAUGAGCUGGGGGCAUAUGACCCAGGCCUGGAUGUCUGGGGUGGGGAAAACAUGGAAAUCUCUUUCAAGAUCUGGAUGUGUGGUGGCGAGAUUGAAAUCAUCCCCUGUUCACGUGUCGGCCACAUCUUCCGUGGUGAUAACCCUUACAAGUUCCCCAAAAACCGUGUGAAGACAGUCGAAAGAAACUUGGCCAGGGUUGCAGAGGUGUGGCUGGAUGUCUAUAAAGAGCUGUUUUAUGGCCAUGGUUACCACCACCUGCUGGACAAAAGUGUGACUGAGAUCGGAAAUCUGACAGAUCAGAUUGAGCUGAGAAAAAAACUUGAGUGUAAAAGCUUUAAAUGGUACUUGGAGAAUGUCUACCCAGAUCUGGAUGCCCCUCUGGUAAAAGCAGAAGGACUGAUUUUCAAUGUUGGAACCAGAAAAUGUUUGGUAUUUCACAAUGACGUUUUAUUAUUUGAUAAAUGUGAUCACACAAAUAAGAGUCAGCACUUCAGCUACACCUGGUUAAGGAUGCUUCGACAGAACACUUCCUGUUUCGCUCCUCAGGAUAAACAGAUUAUCAUGGAACCAUGUGACAGCACUAAGCCACAUCUCCGCUGGAUGCACAAGUCUAAAGGUUUGACGGAGCAUGUGAUGAUAGAGGGACAUUCCCGACCCAUCUGUCUGGAAGCUGGAGUUAAAGCUGACAGCAUCUUCCUUACGGACUGUGAUCCUAUCAAUAAUCUUCAGAAAUGGCAGUUUACACACUACUAUGCUGAGUGAGAUGCUCCAGAAUAUUACUCGCAUAUUGUCCACAACAACUUUCACCUCUGUGCAUGGAUUUGUAAUUUUUUGUUUGUUUUUUUAAUAUGUGUGGUUUGAUGAAAGGGUUUGGUCCAUUUAAUGUCCACUUAAUGCACAUUGUGUAAUACAGAUGUGAUUUUGUUGUUUGAUUUUUGACAUUCUGAAUCAUAAGGGUUUGGAGUUCACAUCAGAGAAUCAGGUCUUCUCUUUUGGGUAAUCCAGGUUGUUUGUAUUUUAGGGUUUGCGUGGGAAAUACUUUUGGUAUGGAUAGCAAAUGAUACAUAGGGGUUUUCCACAAUAAAAACCAUUUUGAAGUACCCUUAUGAUAUUUUCACGAUAAAGUUCUUGUUGCUUGUUAACACAAGCAUUUAAUUUUUAUAUGUUCAAGUCGUUAUGAAAUGACCGACUUUACUAUCGUAUUGUGACAUGUUUCAAAGUGAAAACAUAAAUUGGAUUGUGAAAAGUGAGCAAUGCAUACCUAUAAUUGCCACCUAUUGACCAGACGACCCUAUAUAAUGGCGUUGCAGAAGGUUUCCUGAAUGUUCUGUCAUUUUUGUGCACUACUGUGAAUAACACUUAAGUUAUUGCAGUUUAAGGUAUUUCAUUCUAAUUAAUAAAUUACUAUCU